AUGUUCCCUUGCUUCCAUGACAGAGGUGUCACAAUGGCUCAUUGGUUCCACAGUGUCACAACGGGCUCUGCAUUUUGCCAGGCCCCAAAGUGUCACAGUGGUCUCCAUGGUCCCACGAGGCCACACAGCGUCACCGUGAUCUCCACAGGAAGGACACUACAGAGCUCAGAUGUUUCAGGGGCUGAUGAGCUGCAGCCCCCAGAGGCCAAAGCCAGACAGACCUGUCUGUCCUGCAGGUUGGUCUGGGAACAACCCAUGGAUAUUCAAAAUUUUGAAUGUGAAAUCCCAGUUUCAGCCCUUUGUUCCUGGAGGACAAGACCAGUUCUUUUCCAUAGAAGUGAAAGCACAGAGCCCCUGUGUUUGGAAGGCAGGAGGACGAGGAGGAGAAGGAGGAGGAGAAGAAUGAGGAGGAGGAGGAGGAGGAGGAGAAGGAGAAGGACAAGGAGGAGGAGUGGGACAAGGACGAGGAAUACAAGGAGGAGGAUGAGGAAAAAGAGGAAGACAAGUAGGAGGACGAGGAGAAGGAAGGUGGACGAGGAGGACGAGGAGGGGGAUGAGGACAAGGACCAGGAGGAGGACAAGGAGGAAGAUGAGGAAGGGGAGGAUGAGCAGGAGGACAAGGAGGAUGAGGAGGAGGAGACUGAUGAAGAGGAGGAGGAGCAAUACGAGGAGGAGGAAGAGGAGGAUGAGGACGAAGAUGAAGCUGAGGAGGAAGACAAGGAGGAGGACAAGGUGGAGGAUGAGGAUGAUGAUGAGGAGGGGGAGGGGCACAAUAAUGAGUAG
Passer domesticus (house sparrow) is the source of this 783-nucleotide messenger RNA. Its product is annotated as glutamic acid-rich protein-like. The transcript has 2 exons. The coding region runs from base 1 to 783 and encodes 260 amino acids. NCBI's taxonomy places the organism in Eukaryota, Metazoa, Chordata, Aves, Passeriformes, Passeridae. The record is from RefSeq and is a predicted model, not a curated record.